AUGGCAUCUCGGUCGCCCAGUGAACGCAGUGGCUCCAUUCAGUCGCAUGAAAGCCCCAAGACAUCCUUGAAUACAAAAUCCGAUCCCAACACAGCCCUACAUGAGGCGCAACCCAUUGCUGUGAUCAACGAACCAGGACUACGUGAUAUGUUCUCCUUACGAAGCAUGCAGCACAGAGAUCGUGACGGGAAGCUAAUUACUGAUCCGGAUCGCUCCAACCCAACCCGAAAUCGCCUUGAGCGACCGCUGGACACCAUCCGUUCCUUCGAAGCGGCCAUCGAGGCUCAUGGCAAACAGAAUCGAAUGUGA
Penicillium macrosclerotiorum is the source of this 309-nucleotide messenger RNA. RefSeq names its product DUF2406 domain-containing protein. Lineage: Eukaryota; Fungi; Ascomycota; Eurotiomycetes; Eurotiales; Aspergillaceae. The record is from RefSeq and is a predicted model, not a curated record. The transcript is spliced from 3 exons. The coding region runs from base 1 to 309 and encodes 102 amino acids.